Molecule: messenger RNA, 898 nt
Organism: Dermatophagoides pteronyssinus (European house dust mite)
Lineage: Eukaryota; Metazoa; Arthropoda; Arachnida; Sarcoptiformes; Pyroglyphidae
Source: RefSeq, a predicted model, not a curated record
AUAAUCCAAGAGGAUUAAAAACAAUUAUCAUUACCACUUUAUUGUUUUUUUUUCAUCAAAAUAAUUGUUGCAAUAACAAUUUUCAAUAUAAAAAUUUCAUUUCUGAAGACAAACUUUUGAAAAUGAAAUUUUACAACGUUUUAACCAUAACUAUCGGUGUCAUUUUAUUGUCCGUUUUUGAUAAUGUUCAAGCCGAUACAGUAGCUCAAGAACAAUGUCGUCAAUUACAUCACGUGGAUGUUGAUCCAUCUGGUACACAAUUUCUCAACAAUAAUUGCCGUCUCGAUUGUAAUAUUCAUGGUAAAAUUUAUAGUCACAAUAUGAAUGAAGGUCGAACUUGCAUGGUUGGCCGAACCAAUUAUGUUUGCAGAAAUGGUCAAUGUGUUGGCAAUAAUCAACAUGUUGGUCAUGUUGAUAUCGAAUUGAUUUCGGCAUCAUUAUAUGACAAAGCUAAUGCCUAUGCCAGUGUUUGUAUCAAGAAUAAUUCAAUGCCUAUAUCGCUUCCGAUACAAGAUCGACGAGAUUGUAUAACAUGUUCAACUCAGGUGCGUUCCAAUACCAACAAUCCGAUUUGGAAUGAAGUAUGCACCGGUUCCGGUAAUUAUUUAUUAGUCAGUGAUUCACGUGUCGCUAUCGAAGUCUGGAACCAUUUGGGUACUAGCAACAAUAUUUUCUUGGGUGGUGUCUCAUUAACAAUCGAUCAAUUGGUUAAUCAUGGUGAUAAUCAUCGUGCAAUUAAUCUGGCUAUGGCUGGCAAUAAACCAGGACAAUUAACUACUCGUAUUACCUGGACACAACGUAAUUGAUUCGAGAUGUCAAAAUUAAAACAGGCAUUCUCAAAAAUUUAUUUUUCUUUCAACUAAAAAAAAAGUUACAAAUAAAUCUUUUAUAAACAAAA